This is a messenger RNA of Heterotrigona itama, 3483 nucleotides long. Lineage: Eukaryota; Metazoa; Arthropoda; Insecta; Hymenoptera; Apidae. The record is from the annotation of a GenBank genome assembly.
AUGGAUAGCAAUCGGACAAUCCAGAGAAUCGAUACAAUGCCGAUGAAACUGUACUAUCGGCAAUAUUCGAAGUCAGAGGAUGAGGACAAGGUAGAACCGAUCGAAACCGCUUACAGGACAACCGACACGGCGACGUUGAAUUACUUGAAGCAUCACGAUCCAAAUAUACCUUAUCCCAUUAACACUGUACAUCUGCAGAACCCGUACAAACAUCCUCUUAAAUUCGAAGGAUACGCCACUGGAGAGAUUUUCAAAGUUCGACCAGCUUCGUUCAAGGUUAUGUACCGCUCGAAGGAUACAGCGUUGAGGUCCAGAUACAACAAGAACAAAUUCAUCAAGAAAGAAAGUCCUCUGACGCAACAUUACGAUUACGAUGAUGACAAGAGCACAAGUAAAAAUGAUAAUCAACGAUGGACGAAACUUACGAACAUUAUGAAACAAUACUGUAUGAAUAGUACUCUUCAUGGUUUGCGUUAUGUAGGAGACUCGAGCUUGUCUAUCAUCGAAAGAAUCUUCUGGAUAAUUUCCUUUACAUUAGCGGUUUUAACAGCCGCUUAUUACAUAUGGCUUCUGUAUCAAAGGUGGGUCUCGACACCCAUUAUUAUCGCUCUCAGUCCAGAAUCAGUGUCCUUGGAUCAGUUUCCGUUCCCAUCGGUAACCAUUUGUAACAUGAAUAAUGUGAAAAAGAGCGAGGCAAAUCGCAUAAUCGCUGGGAACGAUAUACGAAAGAAACAAUUAUUGGAUGAUAAGUGCAGUAUUGAAAAUAGCUCGGCUCACAAUGUCAAUGAAAAUAUGAUAACUUGGGACAACAUUUUUCAUUUCAUGGUCAAUGUGUCGCAGUCUUGCACAGAGAUGCUACAUUUGUGUAAAUGGUAUGGGAAUAUCACUGAUUGCGAGAAAAUUUUUAAUCCCACUUUGACAGACGAAGGAAUGUGUUGUAAUUUCAACUCGGUUGAGAGAAAGUAUUUGUUUUACAACCCCAGACGUGACUGGUCUGACAUCAAUAUGACGUUUCCAUUCAAUAACAGCAUCGACUGGAAUCCUGAAACCGGAUAUGGUGACGAUGUAUCGCCAGAUUCCAUUCCAUGGAGACCCUAUGGUGCCGGACAAUUCUAUGGUCUGACUCUGGUUCUUGAUGUAAAUAUAGAUGAAUACUACUGUUCGUCCACGGCUAGCGUUGGUUUCAAGAUGUUGCUGCAUAAUCCGGUAGAAACACCAAAGAUCGCCGAAUUCGCAUUCACUGUCACUCCGGGUGAAGAGACUAGAGUAAUCGUAGCGCCCCGGAUAUCAGCCGCCAGCAAGUCAAUAAUUAGCAUUCCUCUGAGAAAGAGAAAGUGCUUCUUCACUUCUGAGAGGAAGCUACGUUACUACAGGACCUAUACGCAAAGGAACUGCGUCCUUGAAUGCGAAGCGAAUUUCACACAGAAGCUUUGUCAUUGUGUCCAAUAUUACAUGCCCAAAUCUUCCAACACACAAAUCUGCGAGAAGAAGGAUGACAAGUGUGCAACGAGCGCUCGUAGAGCAAUGGAAGUCAAACUUUAUGACGACGAUAUGCGGAUAGGCUCCUUAAAUGUCUCUGAAACACCCAGCUGUAAUUGUUAUCCAGGAUGCUUCGAGAUCGGUUACAACGUAGAAAUCUCACAAAGCAAAUUGGUGCCCACUUUCAUAAUUCCUGACACCUACGUAAAGAAAAGCAAAGACUAUUUCGCGUAAUUCUAUUCGUUCCUUCGAUUUAAUACAAUUCGUAUUAUCAAUUAAUCAAUGAUAAUGAUAAUGAUUGGAAUGGCUUUUUUUUCACUUAGUAAAAACAUGGCGGUAGUCCAUCUGUUUUUCGUCGAUUCUCAAUUCACGAAGUACAUGAAAAACGAGUUGUUUGGUUUCACAGAAUUUCUAUGUAAGUAUGUUUCAAUUUUUUUCUUGUAUUUUGGGCGUAAUAUAUAGUCUACUUUUACAAGAGCAUACUGUGGCUUGAUAUCUCUGAAAAAAAUUGGCGCAUUUCUUGCAAAUAUGUCAAUUUUUUUCAGAGAUACCGACAGUACGUAUUAAACUGAUGAUCAAAAUGCUGAGUUUAGACAAUAGAGGGCUUUCUAGCGUUAUCUACUCGUAUACGUUUCUAUCUAAUCCUCUCUUAUUAGUUCACGUGAAUCUCUGGAUAUAGUUUCAGUAUCUAUCGUACUGUAUAAAUUUUCUAACGUUAAAAAUUUGUUGUGAUGAUAGCAAUUUAACAAUAUAAAAAUAUAACUGACGAAGAACAUAAACAAAAUAGUUAAUAAAUGUUUUUUACAUUAUCAAUUGUUAUAAAUGAAAGACAACAAACAAUAUAACCGCGCAAAAUGAUGCCUUUUUAUAAAUGGCAACAUUUAUAUUUAACACAACAUGAUUAUUAUAAUAUAUUCAAACUUCAUUAACAUUCGAAGAGAUUAAAGACAGAAGAAUAUAGAACUAGAAUAUACUUCAUCGAGUAAUAUAGAACAGAAUAUACUUCUAAACUAAACUAUUAUAUAGUAAUAUAGAACUAUAUUAGUUCUAUAUUAGAACAACUAAUAAUAUAGAACAGAAUAUACUUCUGAACUAAAAUAUAGAACAGAAUAUACUUCAUCGAGUAAUGCAAAUCAAUUAAAAAAUUGAAAACGAAAAGCAAUGAAAAUGGAAUAACAUGAAGAUAAUUAAUACUUUUAAAAUUUCGAGAUACAUUAAGAAAAAUACUAAUUAUAAUUUGAACAAAUUUUGUAAUCUUGAUUCAAUGGAAUGUUUAAAAGUUGCGACUGAACAGAUGUGGCAUACAUAAAAUGAAAUCAAGUAUUAUGGAGGAGUGAGAUGUGACAAAAGCACGUAAUUCAUAAUUAUAAAAAACUGAAAAGCUCAAGGAUCUCAUUUGUACAAUUGUUUGUACACAGCUAGCACAGGUGGCUUGUUGGGCCUCUUCAUGGGUUUUAGUUUCCUCUCUUUGGUGGAAAUUGUGUAUUUCGUGACAUUGCGGCUCUGGUGUCGCGUGUACAAAAGCAGGCACGCUCCUCGUGAUAACAUUCUUCACGUGCAACCAUUCGAUUCGAGUACUAACCUCGUUUAUCCUUUUGUACAAUGAUUUACUUUGACUUUCAUUUUGAAGAAAGAAAAGGUUAUUGUCAUUAGUAUGUAGAUACAUGUUUGAUUGAUGAAAACACAGAUAUUACAUAACUUGUAUGAUGAAUUUCUAAAAAUGUACUUGCAAAGGAUAUAUUUAAAUAUAUGUGAUUUUUGUAACUGAUGUAUCCAGUUUCAUUGUUUCAUCAUUAUUUAAGUUUUCUAUUGUUCCAUAUGUAGUACAAAUUAAUAACGAACAGAAGCUAUGUUUCACACAAAUAAGAUUAUAAAUUCUUAAUUUUCCAAUACACUAAAAUAAUAGAUUUCAAAUUAUAUUUCAAUUAUAUAUCAAAUUGGAUAUACUUAAAAUUUUCAGGAAUUACAUUAAUAUAACUUAAUUUUGUAGACAGAACGGGUUGA